This is a messenger RNA of Synchytrium microbalum, 780 nucleotides long. It is a transcript of the gene TPI1, whose product is annotated as triose-phosphate isomerase. Lineage: Eukaryota; Fungi; Chytridiomycota; Chytridiomycetes; Synchytriales; Synchytriaceae. The transcript is spliced from 6 exons. Gene Ontology annotation, biological process: gluconeogenesis; glycolytic process; glyceraldehyde-3-phosphate biosynthetic process. The record is from RefSeq and is a predicted model, not a curated record. Bases 1 to 780 code for a protein of 259 amino acids. Gene Ontology annotation, cellular component: cytosol. Gene Ontology annotation, molecular function: triose-phosphate isomerase activity.
AUGCAAAGAGUCUCUGCAAUCACUCAACAACUAGCAUCAAGGGAAUACAGUAUUGCUGCCAUGACUACUAGAAGAUUCUUUAUUGGAGGAAACUGGAAGAUGAAUGCAUCGACAAAACUCGUCGAAACUCUGGUCAAGAUGCUCAAUGAAGCUAAAUGGAGUCCUGAAACCGAGGUCGUCGUGUCUCCUCCAAGCCCAUACUUGGACAUGGUUCGCAAAUCAUUACGCAAGGAGGUCGGUGUCUCGGCUCAGAAUGUAUACAAUGCGGCAAAUGGUGCUUUUACUGGUGAAGUCAGUCCUGAGUUCCUCAAGGACUUGAGUGUAGAAUGGACUAUUCUAGGACACUCUGAACGUCGUGAUAUCUUCAAGGAAUCUGAUGAAGCAAUCAUUGCAUGUUGUGGUGAAUCCCUGGCCGAACGAGAAGCCAACAAGACUACAGAAGUCAUUUUCCGACAAUUAGGAGCUAUAUCUGCUAAAAUCGCUGAAGCGUCCAAAAACGAUUGGACUAAUGUUGUCAUUGCUUAUGAACCAGUUUGGGCUAUUGGGACUGGAAAGGUUGCGUCUCCUCAACAGGCUCGUGAAGUCCACAUGGAAAUCCGAAAAUGGUUGGCAUCCACUGUGUCCCAACAAGUUGCAGAUGCCACCCGUAUCUUGUAUGGUGGAUCAGUCAAUGGCGCAAACUGUGCUGAGCUUUCGGUACAGGAAUCUAUUGAUGGGUUCCUGGUUGGUGGUGCCAGUUUGAAGCCAGAGUUCGUGACUAUUUGCUCUGUAAAGGGCUAA